Molecule: messenger RNA, 2229 nt
Organism: Tinamus guttatus (white-throated tinamou)
Lineage: Eukaryota; Metazoa; Chordata; Aves; Tinamiformes; Tinamidae
Source: RefSeq, a predicted model, not a curated record
AUGGAAAAUCAAAAGGUACAGAAAACACACUGUGAUGUUAAGACAGAUCUGAAUUUACUUCUUGAAUGUCUUAAAUACCAGAUGGACUGUCCUAUGUCUCAGAAAGAGGCUUUGAUAACCAUUUACUCAAUCUGUCAACAAAACAGUGAAGCAAGUGAAUAUUUGCGAGAAAUUGGUGGUUUGAUGUUUAUAAAUGACCUUGCAAAGUCAAGUAUUCAUUGCGUAGUGAAGGAAGCAGCUUUAUUUACACUAGGAAUCAUAAUAGAAAGUAAUGUUUAUUGCCAACAAACUCUGUGUACACCUGCAUUAUUUGAAGAUCUUAUUUCAUUUUUAAUGAAUAAAGAUUCUGGUGUGAACUUGAAAAGGAUGUCUGUUUAUGUCAUCUUAGUACUGGUUUCAAAUAACAAAAACGGGCAAACAUAUGUCAGAGAAACGGGUUGCAUUGGUCUUCUUCUACAGCUAUUCAGGACAGCUCUUUCCAUAUCUGAGAUUAAUCUGUCAGAUGAAAAUAUUAAUCAGUGCUAUCAGCUGUGGUCUUCAGUCUGCAGUACUCUUUGUGCCUGUGUUAAUAAUCCUCAAAAUGAAGAUAAUCAAAAUAUUUGCUGUUCAGUCUUUUCAUACGCAAAAGAAUGGCUAGAAAGCUCCAUAGAGCCUGAGAUAGUUCGUCCUAUCUGUUCAUUUGUUGGACUCACAGUUGCAAAUAACUCAUAUGUACAGAAAUAUUUUGCUUCUGUUAGAGGAUUGGAUACAUUAGCUAAAGUGCUCACAAAGCUGCUGCGUGAUUCAUAUGGGAGCCACUCGAGUACAAAACUUGCAGUAGUAGUAACAAAGACUCUGGAUGCCUGCAUUGCUAAUGACUCUAAUAUGGGGGUUGUCUUGGCGAAGCAUCACACUGUGUCAGAGCUACUAAAGCUGCUGCCUAAUGACACUCUGGAUACAGGAGAAAAAAUUAGUAUUAUUCUAACAAUUGGACACUGCACCGAAGUUUGUGAAGAAAACCAAUAUGAACUGCUUAAGAACAAUGGUCUUCCACUUAUGAUUCAAGUGUUAUCUGAGUCUCAGGAUGAGGAAUUAAACAAAGCUGCUACUUUUGUGCUGCAAAACUGCAAGCAGAUGACUGAACAGUUGUCCCUGAAAAUAAAUGAGAAUUCAUUAAACGUGAACAGUGCAGAAGAGUUGGAAGCCAAUCUACAAAGGAGAGAAAGAACUCUACAAGACUACUGGAAGAAAGCAAAAGAAAUUUUACACAGAAUAAACUUGAUUGAGAAAGAACAUGCUGAGGAAAGAGUACAAAGAAAAAUAUUUGUUGACACAUCUUCAGAAGUCAGUACUGAGGCAUCAAAAUACCAUGAAAUGAAUACUAAUGACCCCAAAAAUCAGACGGAAGGAACAUACAGAGUGCACUGUCCACAGUUAAUUUGUAAGUCAAAUGACUGGGUUCUUGCUCCAUCUGCAAAUCCUCAACCAUUGCAGAAUGAAAUUCUGAGGACUAUAAAUCCAGUAAAUGCUUCUACUGGGCACAGUGAACAGGAUAAUGUUCCAUGUUCAGCUGAACUGCAAACAGACAGUGUGCUUCGAAGUCACAGUAUAAAUGAAAAAAAUACUUGUGGAAAAAAACAAUUAGUUCAAGUAAGUGAACAGUUGUUUAAACGACCAGCGAAGAUUGUUAAAAAUCUGAAGCAGGCAUGCACAUCAGAUCAACAUUCAUCCUAUGCAGACAUAGCUAAGGGAAAAAAACAUAUUUUGAUUACAUCUUCAUCCCCUAGAACAGCGGAUUUAAGGUGUUUAGGAUGUACAGCACAAGGCCAGUCCUUCAAUAGCAAAACCUUUAGCAAGAUGUUGCAAACUUGUCCAUACCUGUGUGAUUGUCACAAAGUCAUUCUGGAAGCUGAAAAAAGAUAUAAAAAGGAACUUAGGAAGUUGACUGUUUGUAACAACAGUAGUGAUGCAGCUUAUGAGAGUAUACUUUUGACUCCAAUUAGAAAAAACAAAACUGAUGCUUCAAACAGAGAUGAACACAGUAAUAAUACAUGGAUGACUGAAAAGUAUAAUUUGAUACCUACAUAUGAAAGAUCCCUCCAAAAAAACCAAAAUGCUAACUUGAAGAGACAAAGUCAAAUGUGUAACCAACUAUCAUCUUGUAUAUAUUCACUUGACAAAGAUGAGAGCGGCUCGUUUGCGCUGCGUCACGGCGCGCGCUCCGGCGGGGCGCUACAGCGUAACCGUUAA